Messenger RNA from Stegodyphus dumicola, 3071 nucleotides. Its product is annotated as heparan sulfate glucosamine 3-O-sulfotransferase 6-like. Gene Ontology annotation, molecular function: [heparan sulfate]-glucosamine 3-sulfotransferase activity. Lineage: Eukaryota; Metazoa; Arthropoda; Arachnida; Araneae; Eresidae. The record is from RefSeq and is a predicted model, not a curated record.
CCCUCUGGCAGUUCAUGCACUACGUGCGGUUCUCGCAAGCUUCUGAUCGUUUGGGAUGUUACAGCAUGGUGAGCUGUUUUGGUGAACAGAUUGGUAAACUUUUUCCACCGGUGCGUUGAGCAGAUUACUUGAUUGCUUUUUAAUUACUUUAUCGAUAUCGUAGAUCUUAACACGAUGAUAAAUUUGUCUUUGCAUGUCUCUCUUUGCGUUACACGUGGGAAAUGGUGGCUUUUGAUGUCAACAUUUCAGUUUCGUAGUUUUUGCAUAUUAAAAUGACUUAAAGAAGAUAUCGCAGACUUUUUGUUGAGUAUCAGUGGUGAUAUUAAAAAUAGUUUUUGAGUUUUUAAUAAGGAACAAUGCAAUGUUUUAAUUAAAGUGCCGUCAUUUCAUCAAUAAAUAUUGUAAGUGUAUUAAUUACACUUGCAAGGAAGCUUAAGAUUUCGUAGAUCUUUCAAUAUGCGUUAUCGAAAAACUUUACGGCAGUUUUUUGUUGUUAAAUUGGUGAGCAACAAAAUCUACUUACGUAACAACCAAACUUAAUAAUUCCAAAAGGAAACUUCUCCAAACACUGCUACUGUUAGAUAAAAUAAAGCUGGAUCUCUAUUUACUGUCAUAUAUAAAUUUUUAAGGGAAAUAAGCCAAGAAGACAAACUCCUAACCUGUAACUUGAAGUUCGUUUCUAAACAUUUUUCUGUUAGUGCAAAAAAAAGGUAACGAUUUUUUAAAUUAACUUUGUCUUAGAUUAAUUUGCAAUACUUAAAAUUUAUCCUACCCAUCAGCUUACUAAGCAUUUUGUGAUCAGUGAUAAGAAUAAAUUUCUUCUUCCAGAAGAAAAAUAGAAUUUAAUUUAAAAAGGAAAAGAAAUUUUCACGAAUUGCUGUUAUUAACAGAAAUUCUGUGGCUUCUACCUACUAUAAUAACAGAUGUUACCUUUUUAAGUAGAUUCCAAUGCAAAACAAAAACUGUAAAAGAAGAUUCGCUUUGAGUUUUGAAAUAUGAAUCAUAGAGAAAUACGUAUUGCAAUUUUGAUUAAAACUUCUCGUGAAAGCCAAGUAUUAUUUCAGAUAAGAAUUAAAAAGAAAGAAAGACUUUGUUUAAAGUAAUUAGGACAUAAAUUCUCAACUUAGAACGCAUGAAAAUGGGCAAAAAUUCUGUGAGUGUAAUGAUACUAAAGGAAUAACUUCUUAAGAUGGACUUGCCAGGAAGGUGCAGAAUUUUCAGAAGAACGUUUAUGCUGACGCUUAUCUGCUGUUCCAUUACCUGCUACACAUGGCACAUCCUAUCUACUUACCCAGUUAUUGCUACUGACAGAAUUUUUAUUUCUUAUAUGCGACCGGACGCUCCGAAGGUGAAUCUCUCCCCUCAAGAUGAGGGAGCUUAUGCUGUGAAAAUAUGGUUGCCCCGAAGGAUCAAGUCCGGUCCAUCCAGUGCGGAAGAAAGCAAAUCUUCCAGCGCAGACUUAUUACUAUCCGUCAGCAAUGGUUCUCAGACUUCCGGAUCCGGCGAAACGAUGAUGAGAUUGUGGGGUGCGGGAGGGGCACAGCGCAGAUUGCCCCAGGCUCUCAUAAUAGGGGUGAAGAAGUGUGGAACCAGAGCAUUGCUGGAGUUUCUGAGAUUGCACCCGGAUAUCCGAGCUACAGGACCGGAAACGCAUUUCUUCGACAGAUUUUAUGACAGAGGGCUAGAGUGGUACAGACAACAGAUGCCUCAAAGCCUGGAAUCUCAAAUCACAAUGGAAAAAACUCCGAGCUAUUUCAUCACACGUGAGGUCCCUCAGCGUCUUCAUCGUAUGUCACCUUCUGUCAAAUUGAUCGUAGUAGUCAGAGACCCUGUCACCAGGGCUAUUUCCGACUAUACGCAGACUGCUAGUAAAAGAGGUGUUCGAUCAAGUCCUUCUUUUGAUGCAAUGACUUUUCGUAAUUCUACAACAGGGCUUGUGGACACGUCAUGGAGUGCCAUUCGAAUAGGAGUUUAUUCACGCUUUCUCGAAUUGUGGAUGCAAUACUUUCAGCUUCGACAGAUCCACUUUGUAAGCGGUGAGAACCUCAUCAAAGAUCCAGCAGGUGAGAUGGCUCGAGUCCAAGACUUUUUGGGGCUGAAACGGGUCAUCACGGACAAACACUUCUAUUUUAACGAGACAAAAGGAUUUCCAUGUCUAAAGAAAUCUGAAGGCAACGGCAAUCCCCAUUGUCUUGGCAAAACCAAAGGGAGGACACACCCAGACAUAUCUCCCUCCACAGUAACUAGGUUACGAGACUUUUAUCGACCUUUUAACCUCAAAUUCUAUCAGAUGGUCGGGAGGGAUUUUGGAUGGCUAUGACGGAACGCGGGGAACCCUUCGACAAAUCAUAUCAAGGAGAGAAAUUGUGUUUACUGAACUUUCCGGUGAAAGUCCUUUUGUCAUUUCGUUUUGGCUAAGAAAGAAUUGUCUUAGAAAGGGAUAUAAUGCCGGGUAACUUAAUAAUUAUAAGAGCUUGUGUCGUGGGUGUUCCAUAAGACAAAAAAUAUUGCACUGAAAGCAUUGCCAAAAAUAUCUAUCGACUAUCACAUAAAUGUAUGUCUUUUUUCUUAAAAAAUCAUAUCUGAUUCCAUUUAAUCAAGCUGAAUUACUUUUUUAUUAAAAUAAAAAAUAGAUAUUACGGUUAAGACGAAAUUCUUUCAAAUGUUUAUUACUAAUAUUUACUACUACUUGGCGAUUUGAAUGGCCGAGAAAGAAAAACUAUUUUUAACGUUAUACAAUUUAUAAUGAUUUGUCAUUACUCUCGCCCCGCUAAAAACAAAAUGACUUUUGUUAAUAAAAAUAAAAAUAUUUUAUUAUUUCCUAAUCUGCGGAAUAGUUACAAUUGAAUUUUAAUAACAUUAUGCAUAAUAAAAUUUAUUUUAUUUAUAAGAGAACAAAAUAUAUUUCACUUUUAUUACAGUAUUACAUAAAAAAUUAACUUUUGUAAUGCUAUAGGGUUUUUGAAAGAUGUUACCUUAGUAUAAAUUUUAUUAAAAAUUAAAUUAUAUAUUUUGAUUCCAGCCCAGAUGCGUCAAUACAAGAAUCCUAUACCUAUGGAUUUAACAAAAAA